AGCAGUAGACAAGGAAAUAACUAAUGAUAACGAUAAAUAAUUUAUUAAAAGUAAUUACAAAAGACAUUUUGAAUAGUACGACUAGAAUUUUGGUAACGUAAUAAUGAAAGUGUCGAGUAAAGAUGAAACAAAUUUACAAAUUAAAGUUCUGGACGGAGACAGUGACUUCAAAGUUUCAGGAUGGGGUUACAGGCAUCAACAAUGUUUGAUUUUAUUUUUUUGUUUAACAACUGCGUAUAGUAUGAGAGCCUGUAUGGGAGUGGCUUUGGUUGCCAUGGUGAAUUCUGAUUUUAAUACACAUUCAUUAGUAACAAAUCAUUCACUAUUAGCAAUUAAUAGGAACAAAAGCAUAAAUCCUUUAGACGCUAACAAUUAUCCCUCAAUGGAUGAAGUUAAAGCUGGUGGAUUUCUUCAUUCCCUUCUCCUGAUACCACCAUAUCCCAAAUUUGAUUGGAAUAAGAAGACACAAGACUACAUACUGUCUUCUUUUUUUCUGGGUUACAUGCUUCUACAAAUUCCUGCUGGUCAGCUAGCCCAUUUUUUCGGAGCUAGAUACUUGCUUACCGGCGCUCUCUUAAUUAAUUGUGUAAUGUCUUUCUGUUUACCUUGGGCUUCUUUUUACGGCGGAUGGAUAUUGACAUCAAUAUUCAGAAUAAUUCAAGGUUUGAGUCAAGCCUGUGUUAUACCGGGGAUGCACACGAUGUUCGGAAAAUGGACUACAUUGGAAGAAAGAGGGCGAUUAGCGGGAUUAGCGUAUGGAGGCCAAGCUUUCGGUACGGUAUUAGGACUACCUAUAACAGGGUUCAUUGCUUCAUCGCCAUUGGGCUGGCCAGGAAUCUUUCGGUUCUAUGGAAUCCUCUCUGGAAUAUUUGGUGGUAUAAUUUGGGCUUUAGGAGCUGACAGCCCCGAGGAACAUCCUAAAAUAUCUCUUGCUGAACGGCAAUAUAUCGAAGAGAGCUUAGGGCACACCGGAAUUAAUAAAAAGAAGCUUGAAGUACCGUGGAGUUCCAUUCUUCGAUCUCGGGGAUUGUAUGCGAUAGUGAUUGCACAUGUGGGUCAAACCUGGGGUCAACUUACGCUGUAUUCUGAAGUUCCUGCAUAUAUGGAUAAAGUUAUGGGAGUAAAUAUAAAAGCUAAUGGUAUUUUGACUGCUCUUCCAUUCCUUAUUAUGUGGUUCACAAAUUUCUUCUUCAGUUGGUUUACUGAUAUGCUCAUUGUAAAGAAAAUUCUGAGUGUUAGGAAUACUAGAAAAUUCGCUAAUUCAUUGGGAAGUAUCCCGGCUGGAAUAGGACUAAUUGCAUUAGCAUAUGCUCCUAAGAACAUAUACGUGGUGGAAAUAAUAUUAAUAGUUAUCUGUGCUUUUAAAAUUUCAUGUCACGUCGGUUUUCAAAUCAAUCAUAUCGAUAUAUCAAGUAAUUUCUCUGGAACAAUGAUGAGCAUUAGUAAUUUCGUGUCCAAUUUUGUCGGCAUACUUGCACCGGUUGUGGCUGGUUAUAUCCUGACAGACGUGACUAACGCGUUCCUGUGGCGAAAAGUAUUCUUCGUAUCAGCUGGUCUUUACUUCUUUACGAAUCUAAUGUAUGUGAUCCUCUGUACGGCUGAAAAGGCUGAGUGGGAUAAUCUUCCAGAAGAUAAAAAAGAAGUUGAAGACUUGAAAGAAAUGGAACCCAUGGUUGUCGAAAAGAAUACUAAUUUUUGUAAUGGGGAAACAAAGUAAAAUGAAUACAAUAUA
Messenger RNA from Nymphalis io (European peacock), 1732 nucleotides. Its product is annotated as putative inorganic phosphate cotransporter. Gene Ontology annotation, biological process: transmembrane transport; monoatomic anion transport. The record is from RefSeq and is a predicted model, not a curated record. Bases 104 to 1717 code for a protein of 537 amino acids. Gene Ontology annotation, molecular function: transmembrane transporter activity. The transcript has 10 exons. Lineage: Eukaryota; Metazoa; Arthropoda; Insecta; Lepidoptera; Nymphalidae. Gene Ontology annotation, cellular component: plasma membrane.